CUCGAGAGAGGGGCAAGAAGUCCCAACUCCGCUCCGGCAUUUAAAACGACGUCGUGUAGUCACUCCGUCGACGCUGGGAGGAUUCGUCGUGGCGAAGUAUUUUCGCCAUUUUCCUCUCUAAUCAAAUCACACGGGAUAAGAAGACUUUAAUGGACACUGCGAUGGCAGUUUCGUUAUUUAAGGAGGUAGUUCUGUCAUUCCUGGUAUUUCGCUUCUUCAAUCAUACGAUUAUCUCUCGUCGCUGCACAUAUACGAUAUACACCCCUCCCCUCCUAAACAGUCGAAUUUCUGUUCCCAUUUUUACCCACGCACAGACUGAGUGUGUGUGCGUGUUUGUUCUUGUUCUUGAGGAAGAGUCUCUGCGUUGAAUUGGAUCGAUCGGUUUGGAUCUUCGAACCCUACUUUCUCAUUCUGUCUCUGCAAAGUUGCGGGAACAGAUAGAUAUGGUUGAUGUCGCCGAAAAACUAGCUUAUUUUCAAGCAAUCACUGGCAUUCAGGACUCCGAUUUGUGCACGGAGAUCCUCUCCGCUCAUGGCUGGGACCUCGAACUCGCCAUCGCCUCCAUCACCGGUACCAAUUCUGACGGCUCCGAUCCUGCUCCCGCUGCCGUCGCCGCGGCCACCACCACAGCUCGCGACGUCGGAAUUAGUGGCCAAUCCGAUUCUCUGGACGACCGUACUGCUGUCGCUCCAGGGCUGGCGUGGAAGGUCAUAACCUUACCCAUUUCUGUUGUUUCAGGCAGCCUAGGGCUGAUUUCGGGCGCGGUCGGGUUCGGACUGUGGGCCGCCGGUGGCGUUCUGUCUUACUCGCUCGGUAUGAUUGGGUUGGGCGGGUCCGGACGGGGUGGCGAGUCUUCGUCUUCUCCCUUGGUUUCGGUCUCUGCGGCGGCGUCCGAGGCUAUGGAUUUUGUGGCGGACUUCGAGAGGGCUUAUGGAGGAACAAAUCGACCUAAUUUUGUUACUGAAGGGUUUAUGGACGCGCUGCAACGGUCUCGGCAGGGGUUUAAGCUGUUGUUCGUGUACUUGCACUCGCCGGAUCAUCCCGAUACGCCUUUGUUCUGCGAGAGAACUCUGUGUAAUGAAGCGUUGGCAGCUUUUGUGAACGAGAAUUUUGUGGCUUGGGGAGGGAGUAUUAGGGGAAGUGAAGGUUUCAAGAUGAGCAACAGCUUGAAGGCGUCGCGGUUCCCAUUUUGCGCCGUGGUUAUGGCAGCCACGAAUCAGAGGAUUGCUUUACUCCAGCAGGUUGAGGGACCAAAAUCUCCGGAAGAGAUGCUUACUAUACUGCAGAGAGUGCAUGAAGAAAGUGCUUCUGUUCUUGUUGCAGCAAGACUUGAUGCUGAAGAAAGAAGAAACAACGUGCGUUUAAGGGAGGAGCAAGAUGCUGCCUUUCGAGCAGCACUUGAAGCUGAUCAAGCCAGGGAACGCCAGAGGAGAGAAGAGCAAGAACGGCUGGAAAGGGAAGCUGCUGAAGCUGAGAGGAAGCGGAAGGAGGAAGAAGAGGCUCGUGAAAAAGCAGCACGCGAGGCUGUUGAGAGAGAAGUGGCACGAGCUAGACUGCGGCAGGAGAAAGCCCUCUCACUUGGCACAGAACCUGAAAAGGGGCCUAAUGUUACUCAAGUUGUGGUGAGGUUCCCAACUGGAGAGCGCAAGGAAAGGAGGUUCCACAGCACAUCGACAAUCCAGUGUCUGUAUGACUACGUCGAUUCUUUGGAUUGCCUGGAAGUGGAGAGUUACAGCCUCGUCUCCAACUUUCCCCGGGUGGUUUACGGCCCAGAAAAGCUCUCUCAGUCUCUGAAAGAAGCAGGAUUACAUCCUCAGGCAAGCCUCUUUGUGGAGCUCAACUCAUGAAAACACGCACGCCCUUUUGUUGGUUAGGUGCAUGGUUUCCAAGCAUGAUAAACAACAGUAGCUCAAACCUGCUCAGCCUUUAGGAUCGAUCCAUCUCUCUCGCUCUCUCUGUGUUCCUCAUAUUUCAAUUUCCACCUGAUUUAGCAAUGAUUCUCAUUCAACGAGGAAGGGAAUAGUUUGUGUACCUUUAAUGGAUGCAGAUUCAAUCAAACCAAUGCAGAUCCUAGUUGAAAAUGGGUUAUGAAUAAAAGAUACAAAUUUCCCACA
Messenger RNA from Malania oleifera, 2114 nucleotides. Its product is annotated as plant UBX domain-containing protein 10. Gene Ontology annotation, molecular function: ubiquitin binding. The transcript has 4 exons. Bases 444 to 1847 code for a protein of 467 amino acids. Gene Ontology annotation, cellular component: endoplasmic reticulum. The record is from RefSeq and is a predicted model, not a curated record. Lineage: Eukaryota; Viridiplantae; Streptophyta; Magnoliopsida; Santalales; Ximeniaceae.